GCGACUACCGCCGACUCACCACCGUCGCCGCCACGACAUGCACACGCACGCCGUACACGCUCGGCGCAACCACCGUCGGCCGAAAGUCUCUCGUCCACGCCGUUCAGUCGCACAACUGUUGCUCGACCGACCGCGCCGCCGUUUGCCUCCCCUAUCCUCCCACCCAUCAGCAUAGUGGCCGCGCACUGUCACUCGUUUCGUUAUUAAUAUCCGCACUCGUUGCCGUAUACCGUGUGCCGUGUGCGGUUAUCGUUCUCCUCUCUCGACGUGACCCUCAGCUCACCCCCGUUUGUGCGAUUUCCCGAUCCGCCGUGUACGACGCGACGAUAAUAAUACUAUAAAUAAUAUAUUCGUGUAGUAUUGUCCUAUCGUCGUCAUCCGUCGGGUUCGAAAAUAGUGUUCAAAAAUCGUUUUCCGUUACACCGUUCGCUAGUGUGCGAUUUUCGCGCGCGUCUCGGUGUCAUGCGGUACACGCGCGCGCGUCCGCAUCUCGUCAUCCGUCCUUGCGCGAUCCCGUGUGUCCGACGAUAAUGCGAUCGACGACUAGCAGGACGACCAGCCGGACGACCACAACGACCACGGCUACGACCAAGAUGAUGACGAUGACGAUACCGGCCGUAGUGGUCGGGCACGCGAUUCGGAUAAUGUCGAAAACCUAUUGAGACCGCCACCGCCACGUUUGAGUAUUUACCCGUCGAUCAGCGCGCAAUACAGUCUGACGUAGUAAUCGCUCGUCAUAGCGAUAUUUACUGCAAUACAGUGUAGGGUGCAUAUUAAAGGUGUGCGGGGAUUGCUCUGCGUGACACGGGAACGCGGUCACACGAUGGCCGUGCGCUGAUGGUCCCACAGUGGCGUCGACGGACACCGGAACCUCGAACGACGCAUUCGUCGGCACUGCCACCUCCUCCUCACCGCUGACGGCAUGACGUGGAACCACGCAACCACCCGCGGAACGUGGUGAAAGCGCAGCGUGGCCGGCCGGCGGCACUCGCGGACGAAGCCAUGCGCACUGCGGCCGCCGCAUGUUGGCGUGGCCGUUUUGCGUCAACAUGAACCGCGCCGAAGAGGUGCAGCUGUUCCGCAAGUCCCGGGAGGUAUCGCUGAGGAGCAACGGCAGUAGCGGCAGCAGCGGCGGCACCACAGGUGGCGUCGGCUCGCCCGGCCGCAACGUCGUCACGUCGGACGAGAUAAAGCAGCGGCAACGGUCGCGCACGAUUGGUGGACUAGGAGCGAGCGAACGAAUCGCAGGCGGCAGUGACGACGGACCAUGUGUCGGGACCUUUUCGCCGGCAGCCAGUGCUUCCGGUCGCUCGGAAGAGGAUGGCAAUGAUGAACAUUACCGACGCAACCAUAUACAGCAGCAGCAGCAGCAGCGGUUCAACGGAAAGCAGGAAGCACCGGACCAGCAGGCCCGGCCGCCGCAUCACCACAGACGGAUGCCGAGGUUCGGUGAGGCGCAUCACCGGCGGGUGCCGACGCCGCUGAAAAAACGCCGAAAGCCACGCGAAGAUUUCGCUGACCCGCCGACGCCCAGCAGCGACGCGGACGAUGCAGCCAUCGUCGAGGUGGUCACCACCGGCGACGCCAAACCGCCCGCGCCACCCGGCGUCCCGGACCCGUAUUAUCCCAUAUACCUGCCCAUCGACCAGGCGUUCAAAGCCAAAUACGUGUUCCACCAGAGAAAAGGCAAGACCUUUCAGGAGAGGGUGUACGUGUUCCUCGAACACCCGUGCGGAUGGAUCUGUUUCAUUUACCACUUCGCUGUGUUCAUGGUCGUAUUGGUAUGCUUGAUUUUCAGCGUGCUAUCAACGAUCGACGAGUAUUCCGGGUUCGCGAACGAAACACUCUUUUGGAUGGAAAUCUGCCUCGUAGUGUUCUUUGGCGUCGAAUACAUGAUACGGUUAUGGUCAGCCGGUUGCAGGUCCAAGUACAUGGGUACGUUCGGCAGAUUCCGAUUCGUCCGGAAACCCAUAUGCAUCAUCGAUCUGAUCGUUGUUGUGGCUUCGAUCGUGGUGCUAUCAAUUGGUUCCAAUGGGCAGGUGUUUGCCACAUCGGCGAUCAGAGGCAUUAGGUUUCUACAAAUAUUGAGAAUGUUGCACGUGGACCGCCAAGGUGGCACAUGGCGGCUUCUCGGCUCAGUUGUAUUUAUUCACAGACAAGAGCUCAUCACUACGUUGUACAUAGGUUUUCUAGGUUUAAUUUUUAGCAGCUAUUUCGUAUAUCUCGCCGAAAAAGAUGCUGUCAGCAAAGACGGCAAAUCGAGAAACGAUUUUUCCAGCUAUGCCGACGCGCUAUGGUGGGGAGUGAUCACUGUUACAACAAUAGGUUACGGUGAUGCGGUACCUCAAACAUGGAUCGGCAAAAUCGUCGCAUCGUGUUUCAGUGUAUUCGCGAUUUCGUUUUUCGCCUUACCAGCUGGCAUAUUAGGUUCGGGAUUUGCUCUGAAAGUACAGCAAAAACAAAGGCAGAAGCAUUUCAAUCGGCAAAUACCUGCAGCUGCUAUGCUGAUACAGUGUCUUUGGAGGUGCUACGCUGCGGAUAAAUGUUUCAAUAGCCAAGCUACGUGGGACAUAUACAUCAAAGAACCAGGACAUCCAAAAGAUAAUUCGUCGCUGAGCAAAGUAUCCCUGAUCAUGCAAGUAGCGAAGCGUGCCAGCGUCUUAAAGCGGAAGAGAUCAAAAAGUAAAAUGGACACAUCUGGAGGGUCCACGACGAACAAUAAUAGGGAUAGCCUGCAAGCUCAAACUUUACCCCCACCACCGAAUCCCAGAAGGGAAAGUGAUGGUGAAGUAGUUUUCUAUAUAGAAGAACCAAAAGCAACUACUCCUAAUCGGGUGAGAAGAGAAGCGAGAGGAUACGUCAGCCAGACAAGUUCUGUAACGGAAGCGGCUAGCGACGAAGUUGACUUAGAAAUGGAACCAGAACGAGUGACCACGUUGACUGAUGUACACAAAAAUGCUAUUCGAGCCAUUAGAAAGAUAAAAUAUUUUGUAGCUAGAAGAAAAUUUCAACAAGCAAGAAAACCAUAUGAUGUACGUGAUGUUAUUGAACAGUAUAGUCAAGGUCAUUUGAACAUGAUGGUUCGAAUAAAGGAAUUGCAAAGGAGGUUAGAUCAAACGCUAGGGAAGCCAGGUAGUUACUUGGCAGGUAUCGACAGAGCAGGCAACGUUAAGCCUAUGACAAUUGGUGCUCGUUUGUAUAGACUAGAACAGCAGCUAUCUAUUAUGGAUAAGAAACUGGACCAGUUGGUAUACCUCUUGAAUGUCCAGACGCACAGGCAACAAUUUCCAGCUUUAGAAGAACAAGUUUAAAAGUUUAAAAAUACCUAUAAAUGUGUCUCCUUUCCAUAGUUUACCCGACCAAUGUUUUUAUUUUACUGAGAAACAAAAUCUUUGUAUACAGUCAUGCAUGAUACAUUUUAACACAUAUCUUUUCGACUUUAAAACGCUUUAUUUAGUAUCUACCCUUUUGAUGACGUGGAUUACAUUAUUGAUUUUCACAACUUAAACAUUUUGAUAGCAAACAUAAUAAUGAUGUUAGAAGACGAUAAAUAUUAAAUAUUAAACAAAUUUUGUUAAGAACCCUUGUCUGAAGUAUUCUUACGAAGGAAUCUAAUUUUAGGCUUAUGCACAAUAAAAUUAAAUUAAAUAAAUUAUUAUAUAAAUAU
Molecule: messenger RNA, 3667 nt
Organism: Sipha flava (yellow sugarcane aphid)
Lineage: Eukaryota; Metazoa; Arthropoda; Insecta; Hemiptera; Aphididae
Product: potassium voltage-gated channel subfamily KQT member 1-like
Exons: 13
Coding region: 1023-3311 (762 amino acids)
Biological process (GO): transmembrane transport; potassium ion transport
Cellular component (GO): membrane; voltage-gated potassium channel complex
Molecular function (GO): voltage-gated potassium channel activity
Source: RefSeq, a predicted model, not a curated record